UGUUAUUUUAUUCUGGAAAUGAGAAAUCGGACCGAGGUGAAUGCACACAUAUAUGCAGCAGUAAAUAAAUACAAAAACAAAAUGGCAUCAGACCAAGAGGAUGAGGAUUUAGAAGCUUUGAGAAUUGCAGCAUUAGCAACUCUUAAACCAAAGCCCAUCCAGCAAGUGAUUACAUCUAUAUCUGGAGUCAACCGUUCAUCUUGGAAUGAGUUCCAUGCUGAUGUUGUGCCAGAGCAUCAGUAUAUUCCUGAACCAUUACCAGAGCCAGCUCUUACUAUGAACAUGCUAGGCCAGAAUGUGCACCCCUGGAACAAUGGGAUUGCCUUGGGUUCUGAAAAACCCUUCCGUUCUGGUAUUCCAUCAGAAAGGCGACCAUUUCACCCAAGGGCCCACCACAGAUCAUUUGGUGACCGGGGUCGACCUAUACACGACAGGGGCAGAUAUCCCAGACGUGGAUAUGUGUCUGAAAGAGGAAGAGGAUUGUUUAUGUCAGCACGGGGAAGGGGAAUGGGACCCAAAGGACACAUUGAAGUAGAAUCAGCAGGUGGAAAUUUGAUUGUCAUCAACCCAAAAGCUGAAGAGAACAACAUAAAUGUUCAGACUGGGAAUAAUUUGCAACUUUCUAAUAAUGUUUUGCACCAGACAAGUAAGCCUAAACUCAUACUGCCGCAAGAUAAGUAUCACCUAACCGCCUCCUUGAAUGAAAAAGGUGACUCCAGUAAUACUAAUUCACCAACCACAAAGGGUAGAGAUAAGUUUUCCCGGUACAAUGACAGUGGAAGUGAAGAUGAAGAUGAUGACUGGCUGGAGACUUCCAAGGAUGUUGACACCCACAUGAUGGAAGAAGAAAGAGACCUAGAGACAUCGGCUACCAAUGCAGAUUUUGAAGUAGAAGUUCGGAAGCUGGACUUCUCUGACCAGGAAGAGGAAGAAAAAAUGAAAAGUCUAUCUGAUGCUCCUGUAGCUAGUGACGAUGAGAGCAUUGAUCUCGAUGUCUUAGCCAGUGAUGACCAUUUGAUAGGGGAUGAAUUUAGUGAAGAUAAGAAUGUAGUUUUGUUGGACGAGGACAAGCUGAGUCCUGAGAUUGAUUUGGAUGUUCUGGUAGAUCCCCCAGAUGAAAGUCUUAAAGUGGCAGAUAGUGCUACUCUAUCUAACUCUGUUAAUCAAUGUGAGAGUGUUAGAAAAUCCCUAUCUUCAUCAUCCUCUUCCUCGUCAUUAGAAUCAUCUUCUGAUUCUGAUAGCGAGAAUGAAGAUGGAGAUAAGGUUGAAGAUGCUGAGACAGAUAUUAAAACAAUUAGUGUUGGUUUAAGUGCUCCGGAAGUGGGUUUAAAAAUAUCUCCCCCAUUGGAGGAGGAUGCAGAUUCCCUGGACAACCUUUUAAUGGACAUUUCUAAACAGCUUGGAGAAGAUCAGCCACCUACUCUGCAUACAACUUCAUCACCUCACAGAUCUACAAUUAAAACUGAGUCGCCUCAUAGGAUAUCACCAUCCCCUGAACAAUCUGUUAAGUCACCUGUGCAAACAAAACCUACAUUGUCUUCUGUGGAUUCUCAGCAUAAAUCAUCUUUAUCACAACAUAAAUCCUUAGAACAUAAAGUUGCACCUGCUAUUACAUCUCAGUCUCCUAGACAGAGAUCCAUUUCACCAAGGACUAAAAAUUUAAAAUAUACUGGGACUCACAAAGGCACUGUUUCACCCAAACAACGAUCUAUUUCACCAAUACAAAGAUCUCUUUCACCCAGACAAAGAUACAUUUCACCCAGACAAAGAUCUGUUACACCAAAACCUAGAUCUAUCUCACCAAGACACAGAUCUGUUACACCCUUACGAAAAUCUAUUUCACCCAGAAGGAGAUCUAUUUCACCUUGUAGAUCUAGUUCGCUUAUUGGCAGACCUGUUUCACCCAGACGAGGAUCUAAUUCUCCUAGAUUAAGUUCUAUUUCACCUAGGAGGAGAUCUAUUUCACCCAGGCGGAGAUCUAUUUCACCCAGACAGAGAUCUUUUUCACCCAGAAGGAGAGCUAUUUCACCUAGGCGGAGAUCUUUUUCACCCAGAAGGAGAUCUUUCUCACCCAGAAGGAGAUCUAUUUCACCCAGAAGGAGAUCUAUUUCACCCAGAAGGAGAUCUAUUUCACCCAGAAGGAGAUCUAAGACACCCAAACAAAGAUCUUUUUCUCCAGGUCGCAGGUCCCUUUCACCCAGAAGAAGAUCUAUUACACCCAAACAAAGAUCCAUUUCAACCAAAGUCAGAUCUUUUUCUCCAGGGAACAGGUCUAUUUCACCUAGGAGGAGAUCUAGUUCACCUAAGUAUUGCUAUUCAUCAAAAAAUAGGUCUCAUUCUCCAAGAGGAAGAGCAUUAUCUCCAAGGCAGCGAUCCAUUUCACCACAUCCUAUUUGGUCUAAGAAGAGAGAUGAUUCUCCUAGAAAAAUUGCACCUCCACAAAGACAGCAUUCUCCUUCACCUUCUCAUGUAGCCUCACAAAAAUCUAUUACUCCAUCAAAAAAGUCAUUGUCACCUAGGAGAUAUACUGGUUCUGAUAGAGAAGAAAGCAGAAGGAGUCAGAGGCCUAAAGUUUAUCAUGGUUCAGGACAUAAUGCUGAUUAUAAUGGACACAGACGUGACAGAUAUCUUCUCGAUAGGGACAGAGGUACUUCAAAUCACAUUUCUCGUUCCAACAUAGAUAGUCCUGGGCGACAAGGGGACAUGAGUAACCUUAAACCAAGAGACAAAAAGCUAGAAGACAUCCCAGCCAUAGAUUUAGAAAAACUUCCACCAGAGGAAAGGUCCAGAAUUGAAGCCAGAAUGAAAAAAUUUUGUACAAAUGAAGUCAAGAUUGAUCCUGCCAAAAAAGUUUCACUCAAAAGCAUAAAAGAGCGCCCCAAAAAACGCAAACAAUCUGGUGAUGAGGAUACAGAAGUGAAAAAACCUAAAAACAUGAAUAAAAAAAAGCCCAAAAGUACUUUUGAUUUGAUUAUUGGUGAAGGGAAAAAGGGCAGAAGCUCAGAUGGAAAAGAUUUAAAAACGCUGGCAGUUUUGGAGGAUGAAAGUGAUGAUUCUGAUACUGCAAGAUCAUGGAGGCAGGAAGGCAAUCCUACAAAGAGACCUGCACGCCAUUCUCCAUUCCAAAUGUCUAGUGAUUUGAGAACACAAAAGUCUGGAAGGGGGUCUCAGAAUCUUCAUAGCAAACACAGAGCAGCAGAUAUUCAGAGAAAUGACACAAUAAAAGGUAGAUAUGCAGACAGGUUGGAUGUUUCUAGAAUCAGCAGUAGUGGUAAGGCUCUUUUUGAUGAGGUUGAGGCUAAAAAAAAAGUAAGCAAGGUUGUGAGCUCAACUAAAUCUUUAGUUAUUCAAAAACCACUGCGCAUUGAGGUGCAGGUUAUUCCAAAAGAAAGGACAAAGAAGUCAAAGCCAGACUUUACUGAGGUGUACAAUGUUCCGGCCAAGCGUCUGCACAACAGUGAUGUUAAAGAGUUAAGUGCCUCUUCAGAGAAAAAAGUGAAAAAGAAAAAGAAAGAUAAAAAGAAAUCUAUAGUGAAAAAUGAGCCUGACCCCCUUCCAACUUCAGAGGAAACAUCAGAUACAGUUUCUGCAAUGCUGUGUCAGGCACAGGCCCCCCGGCCUUCAGUUUUAGACCGUCUUGGCAAAAAAGUUCCGCUAAAAGUGCACAAAGAAAAGAAAAAGAAGAAGAAGAAAAAGAAAGUGCUAUCUGAUGAUGCAGACUAUUCUUCAUCAGAGCAAAAUGUCAAGACAUCAGAACUUGAUGCCAAGAUUCAAAAGAUCAAGGCCAAGAAUGAAGCCAUUGCUCGAAGACAGAGAGAGAUUGAGCUGGAUAAAGAAAAAUAUGGCUGAUCAGAGGAUACCAGUGCUCACUGUUUGAAGGAUGGAAUUAUUGUUAAUUAGUGUAAAUAUGUUCAUUAUUUUAUUUCAGAUGAUUUCACAUUGUACAAUACAUUUUUCAAAUUGAGAAAAAAAAUUCUCUAAGAUGUAUGAUAAUAAAUUUAAAAUCAUCAGUUUCUAUUAAAAAAUAAAAACUACAAAAAAAAAAAAAGACUUGCAAAUUUGAAUAAAGUAGGAGCAAGUUGAAGAUUUUAAUAAUGGUUUUAAAAAAUUUAGGAGUAAGAAUAAAAAUAUAAACUGUUGAGCCAAAUAAAAUGUGAUGUGCAAAAUC
Biomphalaria glabrata is the source of this 4168-nucleotide messenger RNA. Its product is annotated as serine/arginine repetitive matrix protein 1-like. NCBI's taxonomy places the organism in Eukaryota, Metazoa, Mollusca, Gastropoda, Planorbidae. Bases 19 to 3849 code for a protein of 1276 amino acids. The transcript is spliced from 7 exons. The record is from RefSeq and is a predicted model, not a curated record.